Spirodela intermedia is the source of this 2073-nucleotide messenger RNA. Lineage: Eukaryota; Viridiplantae; Streptophyta; Magnoliopsida; Alismatales; Araceae. The record is from the annotation of a GenBank genome assembly.
AUGCCAACAUCAACAAUUAACCCACCUUCACAAUGUUCAAUCAUAGAGCAAUUCAAAACUUCCUCUCCAAGAGAGAGGCAUCCCCAUUAGCUAUGUCAUUGUAUGGGCAAGCAAUUCAAUCAGGAAUGUCAAUUCGUAUUAGCAUGUACCAUCACUAGUGUCAUGCAUAAUGCUUUGUUACAAGUGAGAAAGUUAGAGAAAUCAAAAGAUUUUGUGGUGUUAUCUAUCACCAUCUUUAACACAAUCUUUGAUAUUUAUUUUCUUCUAUCUUUAAUCUUCCUCAUUUAUAUGAUGAUUUUUUUUCAAGUUUUAAUCUACACUUUGUCUAGCAAGCAAGAGAAGUUUAACAAGACAUGUAAGUAUUGUCAACCUUACAACUAUAGAUGUCAUGUUAAAGGAGGUAUGGCCCACUGAUAAGUCUUCAUUAUCAUGAGUUAAUAAUUAGUAAAUAAUAUAGUUUUAGCCUUAACUCAUGAUAAAUAGACUUAUAUUUGUGUUAAAGUGUGAAAAGUGUUUUUCAGUUGAUUAAUGUGAAUUUUUGAGUAAUUAUGUGAUUUUAUAUAAAUUUAUAUAAUUUUUAUAAUCUUACUUUUGAGUUAAAUGAAGAAAAAGAAAUAAAAAUAAAAAUAUAACAAAAUGGGAGGGACCCGCUGGCCAGCCGGGCCCGUAAGCAAGUCAGAAACGCAGUCAGGGAGGAGCCAAGAGUAGGGGCUCGAGUAGCUAGGACCGAUAGGGGCACGUGUGCAUCACUCCCCUUCCACAUCAUCGGUGGCCAACCGACUGUGGGGCAAGGAGUGGUCAUACAUGCGCGACAAAGGGACUUGAUCGAAAAUAUAAUAUUACUAUAUAUUCACUAGAAACUUCGGCACACAAGUGAUAUAGGACUAAACCCACGUCACACCUUCCCUAGAAAGGGCGGCCAACCGGCGCGGGUUCAAAUCUUCUUAGAGCUAAAACUCAUAUUUUUUAUCUGAUUAUUACGACUUUCUUGCAAAUCGUCGGUGAAGGAUUAAGCAACCAAAAUCGCUGGAUCAUCAGCGAAAAUCUCGUCAAUGCAAUUCGCGGAGCAUUGUUACUAAAAUUGCUGAAAAAUUCGCAAUAAAAGGAUUACAAAUCCAUCGAGUAAAGCAUCUUCGAUUGAUCAACGAACAAGCCGUCAUCGAGAAGAGGACAAUCUGCCGAGAGACGAGUCGCCACCUCUUGAGAGCAUACCGGAUGCGAUGAAGAGCCUCCUCUUACUACGCAGACCUGAGGAUGAAGCUCCUUGACACACGCCCCACCUCCAUUCAGCUCAUCUCCAUCGGGUAACAAUUGCCGAAGAGCUGCAAAGUUACCAUAUUUCCGCUCUGCCGAGUAACAGCCGCCGGAGACGAUUCGACGACCCAUUUCAUUGAUCUUUAGACUUCACAAAGAGAUCUAGAGAUUGCUCACGUCGUCCUUGUUCAAGGAGAGCCUUCGAGGCCGUGGACACCAUACAACGAUCCUCUUGAAUGCUUAGGAUUCUAGUGCAUCGUCGACGCAUCGCCGCCGUGACGUCGAAACUCUGUUUUCCUGCUUUCAACUUACUUUUUGUUUCAUUUAGAGAUAAUUUGUGUGAUUUAAAUUUACCAAGAUAUACUUUAUUCAAUUACGAUUCUUUCGGCUUUUACAGAUCUUAAUUUGAUCAAUUAAAUCAUUUGUAAUCACUUACGUAAGAAUCGUUAGGUAGAACUCUGUUUCCGCCCGAUUCACAUUCGUUGGGCGCUAACAUCAUCUUGAUGUAUGCACCCUUAUUUCCCUUUUUCAUAAAUUUUAAAUAUAUUUCUUUUUCAUUUUCUAAUAUAAAAUUUAUAAAAAAUAGUAUUCUUUGAGAAAUUUUUUGAAUAAUUACCAGAUAUUAUAUUACAUCCUUAUGAUCGACCUAGAAAAUUACCGCUAUUUUUGGAAGUUUUAUUGAAUUAUAAUUGAUAUAUUUGUUCAAAAAUACUUCUAAAUAUCUAAAAAUUCAUUUUUUCUAGUUUUAUAAAUUUUCAAUUUGCAUGAUUUACUAUAUAAUAACUAAGUCAUGUCACCCACUGACGCACAAGGUGGUAA